Molecule: messenger RNA, 3446 nt
Organism: Sphaeramia orbicularis (orbiculate cardinalfish)
Lineage: Eukaryota; Metazoa; Chordata; Actinopteri; Kurtiformes; Apogonidae
Gene: tlr21
Product: toll-like receptor 21
Exons: 3
Coding region: 274-3213 (979 amino acids)
Biological process (GO): toll-like receptor signaling pathway; inflammatory response
Cellular component (GO): plasma membrane
Molecular function (GO): signaling receptor activity; protein binding
Source: RefSeq, a predicted model, not a curated record
GUUCAACACUCUGUACACACAAAGGACUGGGAUGCAUUGACAGACGACGGAGACAAAGAAACACUGUGGAAAGGGAUACAGCUAUGCUAAACUAAUUGCCACUUGGAUUGAACUAAGCAGAUAGCUCUCCAUUGGAUGAUUACUGCAAUGUUUCAGCUGCAACAAGACCUUCAACCCUCUAACUGAUGCAAUUCCUCUGCCCUGACCACAAUCAACAGGAUACCUUUGAAAUAAACCAAAUCAACAAAAAAUAUUCGGAUAAACUCCUGCCAAAUGGCAAACCCAACCUGCCAGUUGUUGGCAGUGACAGUUGUGCUUGGGGCUGUUCAACUGAUCACAAGUUACAGCUUUAAGAACUGCAUUGAGGAUCCCAGAGCAAAAGGAAAAAACUUCACCUGCAUCAAUCGAGGGGAGAGCAACAUAUCUGCCAUUGUGGAUGACCUGCCACUGUCUGCCUUCAGUAUUGUCAUCGCAAUUAAUCCAAUCUCACACAUACCAAACAGAGCCUUUGAAAACUUUCUAAACCUCGAACAUCUUAAACUGGAUCAUAACCAUAUCAGUACCAUUGAUGAAUUUGCUUUCCGAAACUUGAUGAAGCUCAGGUCUCUGAAUUUAUCCUGUAACUACAUAUUGGAACUGAAACCCUCUCUAUUUGAGGACCUGCGUAAUCUCACUUUUCUUUCACUGACAAACAACAGGUUGAAGAUGCUCCAAGUCAACAUUUUCUCCACUGUUCCCCAACUAGACACUUUACUACUGCGACAAAAUUUCCUGACAAAUUUCUCACAGAUUGCUCAAUCUGUUUCACCCCUAAGAUAUCUGAAGACAUUAGACCUUUGCUUUAACAAUUUGACGUCUCUCAACAACUCAAACAAUUUACUGAAUCAGUCUCUCAACAUCUUAUAUUUAUGCAGGAACAAUCUGAUCAGCCUGGGGUGUGAACACUCAUUUUUCAGGUACGUCCAUCUUCUAGAUUUGUCAAACAAUUUUAGACUACCAACAAAAGCUUUUCAAGGAGUGGAUCUGAGCCAUCUAAGAUACAUACGUUUGUCCUCUACUGCUGUCAAAAUAGUGGAUUUUUUAAAUACCACUAACAUCAACGUAGAUUGUGUCGAUUUCUCUGCUACUGGUCUAAAAAACGAGAGCCUGAUCAAGGACCUUUGCAGAGCAUUAAAGGCUAAGGUCCAAAGGAUGACAAAGUUGCGUUUAUGUCAUAAUGGGAUUACAAAUCUGACAACAAAAGCAUUGUAUGAUUGCCCUAAAAUUACUCAUGCUGUGGAUCUAUCUCACAAUAGGCUGAAAAACACUAAAUGUCUUAGUUUCCUCACCAAACACAAUAAUAUACAGAAUUUCAGUGCCGAGCAUAACCAUUUCAUCUCACUCCCAUCCUGCAGGAGAAAAAACAGAACAGACAUGGUUACUUUCAACAAUUUAGAAAAUCUGAGCUAUCGUUACAACCGCAUCCUCUCAGUCAGUUGCUAUGCUUUCAGUAACACACCAAAUCUCAAGUGGCUACAACUCAACAUAAACACAAUAGCGUUCCUUAAUCGCAAAGCUCUCAGAGGGUUGAAGAAGCUGGAGACACUCCGUUUGGAUAAUAACCUCUUAACUGAUUUGUUCAAUGACACCUUUGAAGAUCAAAUCAACCUAGAAAUACUUAACUUACGUAACAAUCAAAUUUCUGUCAUUUUCAAUAACACGUUUCUCAAUCUCAGAAAACUGACAACACUAGACCUGGGAGGAAAUAAGAUCUCUCAUUUCGAACCACUGGGCCUCGAAGGACUUCAUAGUUUGUCCAAGUUAUAUCUGGAUGGUAAUAAUCUAAAACAGAUUGAUUCUUCUCUUUAUCAUGCAUUUCAAAACAAACUGAGAGCGCUGGAUUUACAGCGCAACCAGAUUCGCUUCCUCAAUGAAACUGACAUUUCCCCAUUUGUUAAUCUCUCAAAACUCAGUGAUCUGAAAUUGGAUGGACAGCGGCCCUAUGGCCUCACUCUUCUACCGCGAAAUUUCUUCCGUGGCCUCCGCUCUUUACGCUCUCUGUAUCUCACCGAUAACCACAUCUCUCAUAUUGCUCCUGAUGCGUUUGAUGACUUGGCAGGAUUACAUUUCCUCACAUUAAUCAAUUGCUGUGUUGGAGUAGCACAACUACAACCAGGUGUCUUUAAAAAUUUAAAGAAUUUGACCAAAUUGAUUGCAGAAAACAUGGGCAUCCAAAACUUCUCAAAGGAAGUUUUUGGAAAUCUGACACAGUUACACACACUGCAGCUCAACCGUAAUGUCAUGCAGAGCAUUGACGUCGAUGCACUGGAAAAUCUCCCUAACCUCCACUACCUCGACAUACGUAAUACUCCUUUAACCUGUACCUGCCAAAACACAAAGCUGCAAAACUGGACACUCCAUAAUCCAAAAGUUCAGGUGGUGUAUCUCUACAGUCAACCCUGCCAAAAUGAGAGAAAACACAAAUUCUACAACUUUGACACCAGAAUUUGUUAUAUAGAUCUAGGCGAGUACCUCUUCAUCACUACAGCAGUUAUUAUUGCUCUGUUUACAGUCUCUCCAAUACUUUAUGUAAAACUGUACUGGAAACUGAAAUACAGCUACUAUGUGUUUCGUGCCUGGUUUAGUGAGCAGUGGCGCAGACUCAGAGAGGAGGAGGAAAAAUGCAAAUAUGAUGCUUUUAUAUCCUACAAUUCCUCUGAUGAACAGUGGGUCAUGGAACAGUUGCUGCCCAACCUAGAGGGAAGUGGAUCAUCCUUUAAACUAUGCCUACAUCACAGAGACUUUGAGUUGGGCCGCGAUAUUGUGGACAACAUUGUCUCUGCUGUCUACAGUAGCCGCAAAACUGUUUGUGUGGUCAGUCAGAAUUUCCUAAGGAGUGAGUGGUGUUCUCUGGAGAUACAACUGGCCAGCUAUCGCCUCUUUGACGAGCAUCGGGAUGUUCUUCUGCUUGUGUUUCUGGAACCAGUUUCAGAGAGGAAGAUAUCAACCUAUCAUCGGAUGAGGAAGGUGAUGCUGAAGAAGACGUAUCUGCAGUGGCCUGGCUCAGACUGUGCUGACCCGACACAGGCCCAAGACCUGUUUUGGAAUCAGUUACGGAGGGCAAUAAGAACGGGUGGUCAACUUGAGACAGAUGAAGAUGAAAGAUGUAUAAAUCUUGUGACAGAACCAUCUGACACUGAAACAUUAGAUGAAACUUAUUAUCUAUUACCAUGACAAAAAUCUAAGACAACACUCUUUCACUGUUAAAUGGAUUUGUAUAUGCAUUAAUCCAGUCAGUACAAUAUUGUAAAUGUAAAUGUGUGACGGACCAUACAUUGAAAAAUAAGGUCAUUUAUACAUACACAGAUCAACAAUAUCUUUAUUUUCUUUGCACAGGGUGUUCUGCAUAUUAUUUAGCAUUCAAAUGUGAGUAAUGCACAAAAUAAAAACUGGCUCCUUGUUGUAGA